Solea solea (common sole) is the source of this 462-nucleotide messenger RNA. RefSeq names its product phospholipase A2, minor isoenzyme-like. The transcript has 4 exons. The record is from RefSeq and is a predicted model, not a curated record. Gene Ontology annotation, molecular function: calcium ion binding; phospholipid binding. Gene Ontology annotation, biological process: phospholipid metabolic process; lipid catabolic process; arachidonate secretion. NCBI's taxonomy places the organism in Eukaryota, Metazoa, Chordata, Actinopteri, Pleuronectiformes, Soleidae. The coding region runs from base 13 to 462 and encodes 149 amino acids.
UUGCCUGCCGCCAUGAAUCUGACAGCUCCUCUGCUGCUGCUGCUGCUCACUGUUUGCCUCGGCAGCGGUGCACUGCUGCCCAAGGCCUUGUGGCAGUUUGGGAAGAUGAUCGCGUGCCCCCAGCCCGGCACGAACCCUCUGGACUACAACAACUACGGCUGCUGGUGUGGCUUCGGUGGCAGCGGGACGCCCCGGGAUGAAUUAGACAUGUGCUGCAAAGUCCACGACAAAUGCUACGAAGCGAGCAGAAAGGUGCCGGGAUGCACGGCCAUCGCUGACCUCCCCUACGUCCUGGUUUAUGAUUUCACCUGCUCGAGCCGACAGGUGACGUGCUCAGCGACCAACAAUAAGUGCCAGGCUGCCGUGUGCGAGUGCGACCGCGUGGCGGCUCACUGCUUCGCUCGGACCGCGUACAACCCCGAAAACAAGGACCUGGAUUCCAAAGUCCACUGUGUCGACUGA